This is a messenger RNA of Cyprinodon variegatus (sheepshead minnow), 3409 nucleotides long. RefSeq names its product interferon regulatory factor 2-binding protein 1-like (gene irf2bp1). The record is from RefSeq and is a predicted model, not a curated record. The coding region runs from base 42 to 1364 and encodes 440 amino acids. Gene Ontology annotation, cellular component: nucleus. Gene Ontology annotation, biological process: regulation of transcription by RNA polymerase II. Gene Ontology annotation, molecular function: transcription corepressor activity. Lineage: Eukaryota; Metazoa; Chordata; Actinopteri; Cyprinodontiformes; Cyprinodontidae. The transcript has 3 exons.
UGGAGCCCGAACAGGUGUGCCAGGUGGCCCGCUGGCCAGCCAUGUCCUCCCCGUCUUCGUCGUCCAGGCGCCAGUGGUGCUACUUGUGCGACCUGCCGAAGAUGCCGUGGACCGUGGUGUGGGACUUUAGCGAGGUGGUCUGUCGCGGUUGCGUUAACUACGAGGGGGCUAAUCAGAUCGAGUUCCUGAUAGCAAGCGCCCGCCAACUGAAGCGGAGUCACGGCAUGCAGGAUGGUAACGUGAGGUCGCCCGGUCCUUCACCCAACAAACACGGCUCCUUAGCGAGAGCGGAACCCGGACCGGACGCUGGAAGGCAGCAUACGGAGCGCGUUGACCGCGGAGGAAGGGGAGAAGGCGGCGGGACGGCGAUACGUGUCCCGCCCAACGGGAUCCACCGAGAGCAGCCGCCUCAAGAGGUGAACCGUCAGAGCCCCAGCAGCAGCCGGAGACCCAUGAUCGGCGCCGCCAUCCCUCCCAAUCUGGUGACACAAAGUAUUGCGGGAAUCCCUCCUGGACUACUUCCGGGCAUGCCCGCGAGUCUGACCGCCAGGACAGCGCCGAUGAGCAGCCCCAUGAUCUUCCCUGCACCCGUAUUGGCCGAGAUGAGUCGCAGACAGCUGGGUAUCGGGAUGGGCAUAUCACCCUUCAUCACUCCAGAGCUGGAGCGAGAGCUCAGUUCCUCCCAGGGCCAGAGCAAAUCCCAGAGUCAGGCUCAGUCUGGCACCAGCAGCUCAAAGAGUGCUCCCCUAUCUUCCUCAUCCUUUUCCAUGGCUGGUGGUGUGAGCCAGACGAGUCCUAAGCCUGCCUCAUCCCCAGCCAGACAGCAACGUCCUCCAACAGCGAGGUCUGGAGCUGAGCCUCUGGGAUCCAGCAGCUCAGCAGAGGCGGCCACCACUGCUGCAGCAGCGCUACCCAACAACGGUGCCUCUGAGCUGGGAUCAGCAUCUGUCAGCAACACCCAUCCGGCUGGAAACACACUGUCCUGCACUUUGUGUCAUGAGAGGCUUGAGGACACACACUUUGUCCAGUGUCCAUCAGUGCCGGGGCAUAGGUUCUGCUUCCCCUGCACCAGAGUGUACAUCCAAAGCCGAAGGGGAGACGGCGAGGUCUACUGCCCCAGUGGAGAGCGAUGCCCGCUUGACAACUCGCCCAACAGCCCUCCGUGGGCCUUCAUGCAGGGAGAGGUCUCCACUAUCCUGGGCACGGGCUCAGCACCAGCAGGAUCUGCUCCAGCACCUCCAUCUGGAGCCAGUACAGGGCCAGGAGCUGCUCCGGCGUCUGGAUCUGGGAGUGGCCCAGCAGCAGCAGGUGGAGGGGGAGGAGGAGGCGGAGACGUCAAUGUUAAAAAAGAGAGGGAGACGUGAUGGCGAGUUUGAUGGUGACAAGGACCGAACACAGCAGCAGGCAGAAUUUGGUUUAGUACAUGAAGAGAUGACUACACUGGACUGCUGAGGGACCCAGAAGAGAAACACAACGACCCAUAAAGAAAGAAAUCCUCCACUACACAGGUUCUGACUCCUCUCGCAGUUCAGUUAAAUCCACCUCAUCAGAAUUCAGAAGCUUCUGUUUUUCUUUCUCUUUUUAUUUCCCAUCAAAGUUAAUUUUUUUCAGCUGAAACUUUGUAUUUUAGUCGUCCUUUUUUUAAGUGACUUUAGAUUGAAUCCUCAUUUAAAUUCCUUUUUCAGGAAAAAAAAGCCUUUCCUAAGAAUGAACAGGGAAUAUUUUCAUAAAACUGUUCCUGUAAAGAUGUCUGAUGUGCAGUUGAUGAUGGAUUUUCAACAAAAGUAGACAAAUCUAAACAUUAGUUACAGUUGAGGAUCUAAUGUGGAUCUUUGAUGUUCGCUAAGCUAGUUAGUUAUUGCAGACUGGUUUGGGUUAAAGCAAUACCCUUAGUGAUUCAAAGACGCCAAACAGCAAAUUAGUACAGCGUCACAACAUGUCUACAUGGUCACAUGUAUUAUAUUCUCUAUGCCUGGCAUUGUUUCUGUUUGAACUGGUCCAGUUAACAUACUGGGAUCACAUCACUGCAGCACCUAUCCUAGGCUGACUUUCUGAUCUCCAGGUUUUCUGUGUCCAAUUUUAGAAUAUUCGAGAACGUUCAGGAACCGUUUAUCAAAAAAAAAAAAAAUGUUGGCUUCCGACAUGGCCGUCUCUUUCAGCUUAAUUGAUCCGAAAUUUUCCUCAUAUCUACUAUAGCGAAAAGGGACAUACUGGCGUUAGAAUAACUCCAAAGAAGCAAAGCAAAGCUGGAAUCUAUGUACAUUGGUGUUGAGCAGGGAAGAGAAAAAUAGCUAAAGUGGUUUGUUUAAAAAAGGCAAAGAUAAUCUUUCUACCGGCAAAAAUAAAUGACAAACUCAAAAAACAAAACGGCUCUGAUGCGUUAUUAAUGUGUCUAAUCGGCUGAUUUUUACUUCCACGUUCUGGUUGGAAGCUCAAAACCAUUCAGAGCUUUGCUUGGAUCUACAAACGUCUUUCCUUUGUUUUGGAAGUUUUGCAGGAAAAACUGUUUGGUUUUGGCUCUCGGCCCGUUUAGUUACUGGAUUUCAUUCCUGAUUAUUUUUCUGUAGAAAAGGGUCUAGCACAGGAAAAAUGGGAUCUUUUCAUCAAAUCUACCAAGAACUGAGAACAGGCAGCUUGAUGGUGUUACAGCAGCAAGACUCUCUGGUUUAUCCACUGAAUUUCACUCCAUUGCCAGAUUUGAAAAUGUUGGGAACCUUUUGGAAAUCAGAGCUUAAAAAAGGAAUCAUAUUCUCUAGUGCCCACUGUCCUGCCUGAUCAUAGAUCUCAGCACACCUGAAUCAGGUGGCUGCAUUACCUCCUUAGCAGCCAUGUAGUUGAUCACACAUUUAACCAGGACAGGUGUGUGGAGGCCGAGACACAUAAAGCAUGCAGGACAGUGGUUCCUGGGGGAGCUGGAUUAAAGCCCCCCCGCUCAGUAAAAUCCACACUUAGAUGGCGCUAACCAGAUUCAUUGCUAAGAUAAAAGCGAUCAUUAAAAAUGUCUUUAAAUCAUUAGUUCUUUAUUUGAAAUUCUUAAAGCCCUGAUUGAUAGUGACCACUCUCUCGUGCAAACUGAUACUUUUCCUCUGCUUUGAUACAGCAUUCACUGAAAGGCCAGCAAGCAAUGCUUUUAAAUGCUGAAUUGAAUAUGAUUGGUAUUGUAAGGUCAGAACUGGAAAUCAGCCACAAAUCUCUUGUCGUAUCUAUUUAUUCGUUUGGUAUGAUCCAAAUAGUCCCACUUUGCUGCAGUGAAGAUCAAAGGUAUGGUGGAGGAUUUUCUUUUUCCGGGUGAAUCAUCUAAAUAAGCGGUCCUCCUAAUUGUCAGUCAUUCUGGUAAUAUAUUUACGUAAGGCCAUCCUAUGUGCUUGUCCCUUUAUCUAUCUUUUUCUGCGCAUGCACACUUUCAGGC